Molecule: messenger RNA, 1137 nt
Organism: Rhizoctonia solani
Lineage: Eukaryota; Fungi; Basidiomycota; Agaricomycetes; Cantharellales; Ceratobasidiaceae
Product: actin
Exons: 9
Coding region: 1-1137 (378 amino acids)
Source: RefSeq, a predicted model, not a curated record
AUGUCGGCAGAGUAUGAUGAUGUAUUGACCAACCAGCCUGUUGUUAUCGACAAUGGGUCGGGAACUAUGAAAGCUGGAUUUGCAGGCCAAGAUCAUCCAAAGUGCUUCUUCCCUUCUUUCGUCGGUCGACCAAAACACCCGCGCGUAAUGGCUGGCGCGCUCGAAGGCGACACAUUUAUUGGCCGACGAGCUCAAGAAUAUAGAGGCCUACUUAAGAUUAAAUAUCCAAUUGAACACGGAAUUGUCACCGAUUGGGAUGAUAUGGAGAGGAUAUGGAGCUGGGUUUAUACUGAGGAAUUAGGCACUCUGAGUGAGGAGCACCCUGUACUAUUAACUGAAGCACCACUCAAUCCUCGCGCGAACCGAGACGUUGCCGCCCAAAUCUUUUUCGACACGUUUAAUGUACCAGCAUUAUACACUAGCGUCCAGGCCGUCCUUAGCUUGUAUGCAUCUGGCCGAACGACGGGAAUAGUACUUGACUCGGGGGAUGGUGUCACCCACGCGGUCCCCGUUUUUGAGGGAUUCUCGAUGCCCCACGCGAUCCGAAGGGUGGAUGUCGCCGGGCGAGAUGUCACAGACCACCUUCAGCUCCUACUACGGAAAGCCGGACACAACCUACACACUACAGCUGAGCGCGAGGUCGUAAGGACAAUAAAGGAAAAGUGUUGUUACGUUGCAUUGAACCCUGCGAAAGAGGAAAAGGAAGUUGGAGGCAGAUGGGAAGAAUUUAAGCUACCGGACGGGAACGCGGUGCAGCUGGGACCCGAGCGAUUCAAAGCACCAGAAAUAUUAUUUAAUCCUGAGUUAAUUGGACAAGAGUACGCAGGGGUACACCAAGUAGUGGUGGACUCCGUGAACCGAGUGGAUCUCGAUUUACGAAAGAAUCUAUUUACGAACAUCGUGCUGAGCGGGGGUUCGACACUGUGCAAAGGGUUCGGAGAUCGAUUACUGAACGAGGUGAAGAAACUUGCAUUGAAAGAUGUGAAGAUUAAGAUUUAUGCGCCUCCGGAACGAAAAUAUUCUACAUGGAUUGGAGGAUCUAUUUUGGCUGGAUUGAGUACGUUCAAAAAGAUGUGGAUCAGCGCAGAAGAGUACCAAGAAGACCCGGAUAUCAUCCACAAAAAAUCGAAUUUCUAG